UAUGGGGCUUUACUCCUCACUUUUUCACUCCAGGAAGGGAGCUGCAGACCCAGUUCUCAGCCAACCCAUCACAAGCUAAUACCACGAACUAAUCCGUAAAAGCAAGCCCUUUCCCAUUGUAUUUUCUCUCGGCGUAACUUUGUAUCAGGUACGAAUACAAUGUUGAUAUCAACUUCUACACGUAGUUGUCUCCAUUCUUCCCCAUUCUUCUCCAUUUACUUCCCCAUCGAAAGGAGAAGUGCCUGACCGCGUGCUCACCCCCACGCUUGUACCAACACCAUUGAACUUCGUCACUUCAGAGUGAGGGAAAUUUCUCUAAUUGUUCUUCUUUACAACAUCUAGCCUAAGUAAUUCGAGCCUCAAAGGCAAUUUGACCUGACUUGGCGUCAAUUUUGCCGCCAGCCGGUCGCCGAUUAAGAGACCCAUCUUCUGUCUCGCUUUAUAUUGUCCCUUGCAUUACGCUCGAGCUGGGAGAAGUUGGCUUGUUUGCCUAGCUACUGUGUUCGAGUUUUACACUUGAACGCAGUUCCGUGUCUUCAACUAGACACGGUCAGUAUUGCCAGAAGGGUCCUGCUGGCAGUGCAAUUAAACGGGAUACGCCUAACUCUUAAUACCAGUCGAACUUUUUCAUCAUGUCCAGAUUUGCCAGAGGUUUGAAGCGCAUUGCGCUUCCCACCACAGUCGCAGCAGUCGGUGGUGGUGCGCUUCUGUACUCAUAUCGACCCCGGAAUAUUCCAGGCUUCGAAGGCCCUGCGGUCCCUCCUCCCAUCUACGGCGCCGAUGGCACAUUUAAGCUCCCUCGGUUUCCGAAAGUGAAAUCCCGUGAGGAGCAGAUAGCCGACCUAAAGAAGAGCGCCGGAGAAGAGGAGGAGUAUGAUAUGCUGGUUAUUGGCUGCGGAGCCACCGGGGCAGGUGUUGCAUUGGAUGCUGUUACUAGAGGCCUCAAAGUAGCAGUUGUCGAGAGAGACGACUUCAGCAGUGGUACUAGUAGUAAAAGUACCAAGCUUGUGCAUGGUGGUGUGAGAUAUCUGGAAAAAGCUGUAUGGAAUUUGGAUUACAGUCAGUACCAAUUAGUCAAGGAGGCCCUCAAGGAACGCAAGUAUUUCUUGCAGACAGCUCCUCAUCUGAGUUCGUGGCUACCUAUUAUGCUUCCUUUGGACAAGUGGUGGAAGGCACCAUAUUACUGGGCUGGUACCAAGUUCUACGAUUUCCUUGCUGGUAGCGAAGGUAUCGAGAGUUCUUACUUCUUGACCAGGAGUAAGGCUCUAGAUGCGUUUCCCAUGCUGAAGCAGACUGACCUUGUUGGUGCUUUGGUAUACUACGACGGCGCUCAUAACGACUCGAGAAUGAACGUCUCUAUUGCUAUGACCGCAGCGGUAUACGGAGCUACCGUGUUGAACCAUGCUGAGGUGACUGGGCUGACGAAAAAUGAGAACGGAAAGCUAAACGGUGCUCUGGUGAAGGACAUGAUCAAUGAGCGUAAUGGUAAGAAGUCUGAUCCAUUUACCGUCAAGGCUAAAUGUAUCGUCAACUGUACCGGCCCCUUUACCGACUCUAUCCGGAAACUUGACGACCAGAAUUGUGCAGAAAUCGUUGCGCCCGCUUCGGGCGUCCACGUCAUCUUACCUGGUUACUAUAGUCCUUCAAACAUGGGAUUGAUCGAUCCAUCAACGUCAGACGGCCGAGUUAUCUUCUUCCUCCCGUGGCAAGGAAACACCAUUGCCGGCACGACUGAUGAGCCUACAUCUAUCUCUCCGAAUCCCCUCCCCGACGAGAAGUCGAUUCAGUGGAUUUUAAACGAAGUGAGCCAUUAUCUUUCUCCGGAUAUCCAUGUUCGCCGUGGUGAUGUGCUUGCAGCUUGGGCUGGCAUUCGUCCUCUAGUCAAAGACCCCAAGGCCCAGAACACGCAGUCGCUAGUACGCAACCACCUUGUUGACAUCUCCAGCUCCGGCCUCGUGACAUGUGCAGGCGGAAAGUGGACGACCUACCGACAAAUGGCUGAGGAUUGUGUGGAUGCGGCAGUCAAGGAAUUUAACCUUCCUACCAAGCCCUUCCCUAAUGCUCCACGAGUAAGCGGCACCGAAGCUAUAGACGACGGUGCAAUUCUAGACGGAUCAUGCCAGACUCACAACGUCCGGUUAGUUGGUGCGCAUGGUUUCAGUAAGACCCUGUUCAUCAAUUUGAUUCAGCACUUUGGCAUCGAGACCGAGGUUGCUAAGCACUUGACCGAGAGCUACGGUGACAGAGCGUGGACUGUUGCAGCCAUGUGCAAGCCGACAGACCUCCGAUUCCCCGCGAGAGGAGAGCGGAUAGCUCGUCUUUACCCCUUUGUGGAUGGCGAAAUCAAAUAUGCCAUCGCCAACGAGUAUGCGCAGACUGCCGUUGACAUCCUCGCACGAAGAACGAGAUUGGCCUUCCUGAACGCCCAGGCUGCCCUUGAGUGCUUGCCCAAGAUCAUCGAUAUCAUGAGCCAAGAACUGAAGUGGGACCGAAAGAGACAGGAGCAAGAAUGGAAAGACACCGUAGAAUUUUUGCGGUCAAUGGGCCUGCCCGAGCCGAUGCUCACCGUAACAAGGGCCCAGGUUGAGAAGGGCAAGCUCGACUUCCGCUCCUCGCUUGAGUACAAGAUGUACUCGAGACACAACAAGCCCCCCGUUGUAGAAGAGUAAUUAAGACGGAUAAGAGCGAAAGAAAAGGAGACUUACAUGGACACCUAAAAGAGAUGGGAAAUGGGUUUAUAUAAAAGAAUCCGUAAUUCGAGAUAAUAGACGGCUGGAUGGAGCAAUUCUGGCGUGUGUUUUGUUUUUCCCUUGGGUUAAGGAGGAGCAUUUCGUCAUGUGUUCAAAAGCGUCGCUGCCGAAGGCGAUGUAAUCUCUAUCGACAUGUAGCUGUAAUGGAUUUGAUAGUCGAUAGCAAAUAGAAAAGACUAUGAACCGCGA
Molecule: messenger RNA, 2939 nt
Organism: Daldinia loculata
Lineage: Eukaryota; Fungi; Ascomycota; Sordariomycetes; Xylariales; Hypoxylaceae
Product: DAO-domain-containing protein
Exons: 2
Coding region: 633-2669 (678 amino acids)
Biological process (GO): glycerol-3-phosphate metabolic process
Cellular component (GO): mitochondrion; glycerol-3-phosphate dehydrogenase (FAD) complex
Molecular function (GO): glycerol-3-phosphate dehydrogenase (quinone) activity
Source: RefSeq, a predicted model, not a curated record